Labrus mixtus (cuckoo wrasse) is the source of this 3001-nucleotide messenger RNA. RefSeq names its product differentially expressed in FDCP 8 homolog (gene def8). The record is from RefSeq and is a predicted model, not a curated record. The transcript has 11 exons. NCBI's taxonomy places the organism in Eukaryota, Metazoa, Chordata, Actinopteri, Labriformes, Labridae.
ACAUGUAAACAUGGCGUGACUUGACGCCUUGUGAUGCUGCUGUUGAUGACAGACAGAAUAACACGGUUGAGUACUGUAUAUAUUAACCACGAGUGUGGACUUAAACUUAUCUUUACACUACCGUACCUCCAUGAAACAUAAGGUCAACAACGAGAUGUAGCCUAUGAACAUGGCUUAUGAUGAGAGACUCGCACAUUUCCGCCAAACCCGCCUCAAUCCCUUUGACCGUGGAGAGGAAGAAGAUGAUCUCCAUGAAGGCAAGACGCCCCCACAGCAUGAAUCAAGGCCAGAGCUGUUCUCUGGGACCAGAACCCACAGCUCAGAUCGGACCAUGGACCUGGGGCUAGCUGAAGACCACUUCUCAAGGCCUGGUUCAUUUGUGGCCUCGGACAUUGAACAGCUCAAACGGGCCAUAGAGGAGUGUAAAAAACUGAUCCUGGAGCUGCCAGAACACUCAGAGAGACAGAAGGACACUGUGGUGAAACUCAUACACCUUCGUCUCAAACUGCAGGAGCUGAAGGACCCUGAGGAGGAUGAGCCCAAUCUACGAACUUUACUGGAACAUCGAUUCUCAAAAGAGAAGAGCAAGAGUGUGAAACAGACUUGUGACAAGUGUAGCACUAUCAUCUGGGGCCUUAUCCAGACCUGGUAUACCUGCACAGGUUGCUAUUAUCGUUGCCAUAGCAAGUGUAUGAACCUGAUCAUCAAGCCCUGUGUAAGGUCAAAGGUCAGCCACCAGUCAGCGUAUGAGCUCAGCAUCUGUCCUGAGAUAGGACUGGACCGGCAAGACUACCGCUGUGCCGAAUGUCGCACACCUAUUUCACUGAGGGGCGUGCCAAGUGAAGCCAGACAGUGUGACUACACAGGCCAGUAUUACUGCAGCACAUGCCACUGGAACGAUACAGCCAUCGUACCAGCUCGGGUCAUCCACAACUGGGAGUUUGAACCACGAAAGGUACCCUGAACCGCCACCAAGAAAUAUUCUGAAUAUAUUCACAAUACCAUAGUCAUGAUGAGAAAUGUGAAACCUACAAGAACUAUUGGCAUGAAGUGCAACUUAGUUCAACAUUAAUGUGUGUGUUACUUUGUGUCUUUGUCACAGAAACUUCGACAAGACAUUCUGCUGAUGAAACCUUAUUUCAUUACUUGUAAGGAGGCCAUGGAGGCUCGGCUAUUACUACAGCUUCAAGAUCGGCAGCACUUUGUAGAGAACGAUGACAUGUACUCACUGCAGGAUUUGAUCGACAUUUCCAGUGGCAGACUCAGCUGCUCCCUCACAGAGAUACACACCACGUUUGCAAAGCACAUCAAACUUGACUGUGAUCGUUGUCAGGCCAAAGGAUUUGUAUGUGAGCUGUGUAAAGAGGGAGACAUCCUGUUUCCUUUUGACAGUCACACCUCGGUCUGCUAUGACUGCUCUGCCGUCUUCCACAGAGAUUGUUACUAUGACAACUCCACAACAUGCCCUCGAUGUGCUCGGAUGACCGAUCGCAAGCAGGACGACGAGUCAGAUGUGAAAGAUGCUUAAGUCUGAAGACGACGGCAGGAUGUUGCACUUUGCCUGGUGUUGUUCUCUGCUCUGAUUGAGGACUAGCUUCCCGUCUUGGUUUGUUUUGUGCAUUGGUUUAAACUGUGGUGUCUUAAUGUUCCUGGGUUAACCAUAAUGAAGCAGGGUACCCAAAAGCCCACUUGAAAAUUAAUAUAUAUGUAUUUUUUAUCAAACUUUUUACAUCAUACUGAAAUUGGAUGAACUGAACACUGUGUAUGUGUGUUUGUGUGAGUGUCUGCUGAUAUAAUUGUAAAAUAUAAAUGACCUAUUAAGACAAGCCACAAUAUCAGUAGGUGAUUAUGCACGUUACAAAUCUCGGCUGCGAUUACCUAUACUGCCAACUUAGCUGAAUAGUUAACCUUAAGGUUAUAUAUAUAUUUAGUCAGUGGUUUUAAAUUUUAAAAACUAUAACUUUAUUUACCAGAAAUCUGCAUUUCAGCUACCAAAUGUAUAUUUUUCUUUAAGAAAAUCCUGAGUGAGCAACCUUGCACUUCCCUGCAAUUUACAAGCAUCAAUGUAUUGUUCAGUAUUAGUUAGUUUGAUGCAGAGUGUGUAACUAGUUAACACUGAUUCAAACUGAUAGAUGAUAUGAUCAUAACUUCACUUUAUUUUUUUCUGCUCUUUAAACAUUCCAUUAUUAGUACCAUCCCCGUUAAAUCACAGUUCCCUGAAGCAGCAUCUGUUCUCCCUUCAUUUGUGUUACCUGCCUUUUUCUUUUCAGUCGUAUUCUGUUCGGCUAUAAUUGUAAAAGUAAAAAAAUAUAUUUUCAGGUUGUGGAGCCAUAUUUAAAUUCCUCUAUUAAGUUAUCUUGUAGCGAAGGCAGGAGAUUUAUGAAAAGCCAACAUGGAUACUAAAAAAAACAAAACUUUUACGGCUUGCAGUUAUUUGACAAAAAAUGUGCAAAUGAAAACCAUAAUGUGAAAUAUACAUACCCGGAACAUAUAUCUGCAACAGACAAAGCAUGCAUCAUCAGUGCAUUCUCUAGAGUGUAGAACCAGUUAACAAAAAGAAAAUGUGCUUUCCUUGUGUUGAAUACUGUGAACUCCUUGUAGUCGGUCUGAUCUGUCUUUAGUCAGGUUCAGUUUAGUGCACUGUGUAACAAAUCGAUGUGAACGUCGUGUGCCUCUGUUUGUCAGGUUACUUGCAGCUGUUAAACAAGCGUCUCAGUACACUAACCAUCAUGUUAAUGGCUUUAGUCUUACAGUUCCUCUUGCACAUGAUGUUGAUCAUGUUCAGAGAUGACAAAGGUGCCAUGUGACACCUUUGGCCAUGUGUAAAAGUUGAAUUAAGUAUUUGUUUUAAAAUAAUCAGUUUUGGCUGUGUUAUCUUUCAGCAUGAUGCAUUGUAUUUUUAUUUUCAUUCAAACUAAUGGACAGAUAUGGCUUCUGUAAGAGCCAUGCCCUGUUAGAAAUCAUGGAGUAAUGCAUGAAUAAAUAUAUGAAAUGCAUUAAA